Messenger RNA from Podarcis raffonei (Aeolian wall lizard), 5035 nucleotides. RefSeq names its product RUN and FYVE domain containing 2 (gene RUFY2). The transcript is spliced from 18 exons. Gene Ontology annotation, cellular component: cytoplasm. NCBI's taxonomy places the organism in Eukaryota, Metazoa, Chordata, Lepidosauria, Squamata, Lacertidae. Bases 41 to 1960 code for a protein of 639 amino acids. The record is from RefSeq and is a predicted model, not a curated record. Gene Ontology annotation, molecular function: metal ion binding.
AGGGGCGCAGCGGGCGCGGUUCCGGCGGCGGAGGGCGGAGAUGGAGGAGGCGGAGGAGGGCUGGAGAAAGGCCGUGAAAGGAGCAAAGGCUGGGUCCACCUCGCUGAGCUGCUCGGGCAGCUGCUGCUCCUCGCUGGCGAUGGCUGUGAAAGACCCCACAGCUGUUGAGCGAACAAAUUUAUUGAAUAUGGCCAAACUGAGUAUCAAGGGACUCAUUGAAUCUGCCCUGAGCUUUGGUCGAACCCUUGAUUCUGACUAUCCACCUCUGCAACAGUUCUUCGUUGUUAUGGAGCACUGCCUGAAACAUGGCCUUAAAGUAAAAAAGUCUUUUCUCAGUUACAAUAAAACAAUAUGGGGUCCUCUGGAGCUUGUGGAGAAGUUGUACCCAGAAGCUGAGGAAAUCGCUGCUAGUGUUAGAGAUUUGCCUGGUCUCAAGACUCCACUAGGACGUGCCCGAGCUUGGUUACGAUUGGCACUUAUGCAAAAAAAGAUGGCUGAUUAUCUACGAUGUCUCAUCUUUCAGAAGGAAUUGCUUGGCGAAUUUUAUGAAUAUCAUGCACUGAUGAUGGAAGAAGAAGGAGCCGUUAUCGUUGGCUUGCUCGUUGGGUUAAAUGUAAUUGAUGCAAAUCUUUGUGUAAAAGGAGAAGACUUGGAUUCACAAGUUGGUGUGAUUGAUUUCUCUAUGUAUUUAAAGAAUGAAGAUGAUAUUGAAAGCAAAGAAAGAAAUGACCAUAUUGCUGCUAUAUUGGAUCAAAAGAAUUAUGUUGAAGAACUAAACAGGCAGCUGAAUAGCACAGUCAGCAGUCUCCAUACACGCGUUGAUUCGCUAGAGAAGUCAAACACUAAACUAAUUGAAGAGUUAGCAAUAGCCAAAAAUAAUAUAAUUAAACUUCAAGAAGAAAAUCAUCACUUGCGAAGUGAAAAUACACUCAUCUUAAUGAAAACACAGCAUCAUCUAGAGGUGAACAAAGUGGAUGCUGAAGCAGAACUUCAGACAUACAAGCACUCCAGACAAAGCCUGGAUGACAUGUACAAUGAAGCACAUAGGCAGCUUCGAGAAGAAUCACAGUUGAGACAAGAUAUAGAGAAUGAGCUGAUGGUUCAAGUUGGUAUGAAGCAUGAGAUAGAACUUGCAAUGAAGUUGUUGGAGAAGGAUAUACAUGAAAAACAAGACACUCUUAUAAGCCUGCGGCAACAGUUGGAGGAAGUCAAAGGAAUAAAUGUAGAAAUGUACAAAAAGCUACAAGUUUCAGAUGAUGCGCUGAAAGAAAAGAACGAAAUCAUUGGCAGACUUGAAGAUAAAACCAAUCAGAUUACAGCAACUAUGAAGCAGUUGGAGCAAAGAUUACAACAAGCAGAGAAGGCUCAAAUGGAGGCAGAGAGUGAAGACAAGAAAUUUAAGCAAGACUAUAUGAGUAAAUCUGAAAGUCUGCAGAAAGAUAUUACUCAAAAGGAAAAGCAAGUUGGCCAGCUGGAAACAGAUUUGAAAAUAGAAAGAGAAUGGCGACAAACUAUGGAAGAAGAUCUUAAAAGGGAAAAAGAAACAUCAUCGUCCUUGAAGACAGAGACCCAACAAAUCAUUACUCUUAAAAAAGAGUUCCUAAAAUUACAAGAAAAGAACAAGCAGUUGAAAAAUCUAUGCCAUGAUCAAGAAGAAGCUCUCCAAGAACUGGCUGGCAAACUUAGCGAAUCAAAGCUUAAAAUAGAAGAUAUAAAAGAAGCAAAUAAAACAUUGCAGGGACAGGUCUGGCUAAAAGACAAAGAAGCAACACACUGCAAAUUAUGUGAAAAGGAGUUUUCGCUUUCCAGAAGGAAGCAUCACUGUAGAAACUGUGGCGAAAUUUUCUGUAAUGCCUGCUCUGACAACGAACUGCCUUUGCCAUCUUCGCCAAAGCCUGUAAGGGUUUGUGAUUCCUGCCAUGCACUGCUCAUACAGAGGUGUUCUUCCAGUGUGCCGUAAGAGUCAUCUACAGAUUUCUAAAAUGUUGUUACUUCACUACAGUGGUAAGAGCUGUAACAUAACAGUAUAAACUCCUGCAGCGCUGGCCAAUGCUUUUGUAUUGUCAAAAUCUAAACAGCCAAUCUUAAAUCUUUGUGCCAUUGUGAUAUUCCUGCAGUGGCAGCAUGUCAUAUUAUGUGAGGUUCUGCUAAUGCAGCAAUUGAUAUGCCUGAUUUUACAAAUGCAUCUGCUUGUGCAACACACUUUAUUGUUCAUCGUAAAGGAUAUAGGCAGAAUGUUUUGUAUUCCCAGCAUUUGCCAUUUUAUCAUGCAGAUGGACCAUUCCAGGACCAAGUGCAGAGUUUUGCAGUUUCAGAUUAUUUUUAAAAGGUUCUUAGUUUGGGAACAGGUUGGCAGGGGACACUGUAGCUUAGAAGUCAGAGGAGCUGGACAGGGCUUUUAAGGGUUGUGAGUUGAGGUUCAGCAUCUUGUGCAGCUUUGUAUGUUUCACGGCCCUCCCCACAAAAGCCAUUUAAAUGCAGAAUUGGGAAGAUUACAUAUAAGUAAAUGCAGCUACUUCAUAUAUUUAUGGUGACAUAAAUUGGCUUUCUUGGACAUUAUCCCUAGAUGUAAGAUUAAGUUUCCAGCCUUGUUAGUGCAGCAGUUUCAAUAUGCAUGUGGUAGCUUAGCUAAAAGAAUGAGAAGGCAAGCAGGUUUUUUGCAUCACUGGACUUCCUGAAAGAACUUUGUCAGGCAGGUCUUUAAGUACUUUGUCUGAAACUACCUGACUUGCAUAUUCUGCACAGGGCUUUUGAAGAGGAACUAGCAGAAGGCAGGCCAGGUGAGGAACGGAAAGAAUAUCCUGAGGGGGAUCAUGGAAUGUGUGUAGUGCUUUCAUCAUAACCUCUGUUUUGAGGUUCAUGUGUGAUAAAAACUUGUUAGGGAUUUCAGAAAGAAGUUCUUUAAUUAUCCCCAUGGAAUGCUGUAGAACAGCAGUUAUAAAAUGUAUUAAAUAAAUACUGUGUGGAAGAGUAGUUAAAGGAUACUAGCCAACUUGACACUUGCUUUUUUCUUUACUCUGUCAGAAAUAAGAUCUUUUUUAACUAAAUGGCCUGAAAAAUAAUACAAAUCAGCAAAGUUAAGAGUUCUCUAUAUAUUUCCACCAGACUGCCUUAAGUUGGGGCAUGAGGAAAUGAUAUAUACAGAAAAAUUGGGGUAAUUAAGAGAUUUGUAUUGCUGAAGUUCAGUUGAUAACACUACACUGUAUACAUUAGAUGAUUUUCUAAAAGGUAUAAAACUUAAAGCAGAAUUAAGAAUACCUACACAAUAAAAAAUGCUUUAAGUACUCCUUUUAAAAACAAGUCUAGCUGAACAUGUUACUGUAAUUUGUGACUGUACUUGGUAAGUUCACAUGCACACAGAAACUUAAAGGAGGCUUUUCAUACAAGGUAGAAUUUGUACCUUGAAGGGCAUAUUAUAUACUUAUGCCUAAUUACUAAUUCUGUUUACAAGCAAACCACCUAUUUUCAUUAACCUUUGAGACAGGAAAUGACUUGUUAGACUAACAAGCAUAGCAAACCUGUGUGCUAAACGUAAUAAAACGCAUCAAUACAAGCCCUGGAUGGGAUUCUUUGUGCCAUUUGAUUUGAUAUGUACAUCUGGUACAGCUGGAAUAGAGGGAAAACAUUAAAUUCACCCUUUGUUUGAGAUUUUUUUAUCUUCAAGAUAGACCCCUGCACAAAACUAAGCCUAAAGAGGAAAUGGUGGUGGCAGUGACAGCAAGCAGCCUUGUUGAGCUGCAAAGGGGGCAUUUUUGUGUCUUCAGCACUUGAGUACCACAAAUUUAAGAUCAUCAGGAGGCCUUCACUUGCUUUAACCUGGGAAGAGGUAUCCUGACAGGAAAAUACUUGUUCAUCUUCUUUCUUUGGAACGGCUUCUGUAUCUUCAGCAGUAUAUAGGGAAAUUCAGCAGCUGAAACAGUAUCCUCUGCUGUCAAUUUCACCAUGAAGGUGUACUGUGUACGCUGAAUUUUUGUAUGCCAUAUAAGAGUUAUUAAUGUACAGGAUUCCUAUGCAGCCUGUUUAGUCCUAUACUAGUGGUAUUCCUCAAAGUUGACCCUAAACCUACUCUCAAUUCCCAUCAGGUACAGAAAGCACAAUAAAAGAACCACAACACUACAAAGUUAUGAUUACUAGCCACUUACUCAAACUGCAGUUAGCUUGGAAUGUAUUUAACAUGUUUAGUUCAAAAGGGCAACUUUUCCAUCAGCCUUCUAGCUAACCUGUUUCAGAGAUGGAAGCCUAUGGCCAUUUGAUAAGAUUCUGAGAAAUAUGUUGUGCCUAAUCCCAAAGUUUUAUUAAUUUCCAAACUAUUUGAUAGUAUUUCAAGACUGGAACGUAUCCACAAAAAAGGUAGGCAAGAAAUGCCCUGUGUUUUUGAUACUAGAAAGCUGUUCUAUUUGACAGAAAUUCCUUUUCUUCCAGUGUUUGUCCAUAUUUACCUAAUGGUAAAUUAAAAAUACACUAACAGUGCCGAACUGACACAUUUUAGUGCUUAGAAUGAGUACCAUAAAUUUAAGAUAAUCAAAUAGCCUUUUCUUGCUUUAACCUUAGAACUAUUUCUUCCACACAAAAAACCCCAUAGAUUUUAGUGGCAUUGAGAAUCCAUUUUCAAACUCACAGCACCCACCGUAAGUUACUUUUCCAUUCCAAUUAGCACUAGUAUGGCAGAUGUGAUGUACUGACUACUUGCUGGGAUCUUAAUGGACAGGUUUUUUUAACGUCUGAAUAACCUGCUCAUCCUCAGUUUUUGUCAUGAUGUUUGGGUCAAAGAGACUAUGAGACUAACUCACCCUAGUAGAAACAGAGAUGAGAUUAGACUUGCCUUUUUUCAACAAAAUUUCUAUCAUUCCUGCCACUAGAGAUUUAGCUAUUUCAGAACAAGCUUUCAAUAUCAAUGGUGCAUGUGUGCCAAGAAUUUAUUGACUAGUACAGCUUUUGUAAAUUUUAACAUGACAUUUUUGUAACUUUAAAUACGAAUGUUUGUAAUCUUGUGGUUUGGACAAAUUAAAUAUUUGAGAAAUUUUCAGCAGGCCUU